UCCGGGCCGGUCCCCGCGCGCGCGCCGGCGCUCUGAGCUGCUGCUUGCUUCCGUCCUCUUGCCCCUGUACUUGCUCGUCGUUCAUUCAAAGUAUGUGUUAACAUUCACUACGUGCCAGUUGCCAGCUAAGCCGUGCCCUCAUGGAACUCAGACUGGUGGAGGAGAAAGACGUUAAUCAGCGCAAUCACUGCAAUAAAUUUCUGUUAUGAGUCGCUAAAAUCAUGGUGAAAUGCUGCUCGGCCAUUGGAUGUGCUUCUCGCUGUCUGCCAAAUUCCAAGUUAAAAGGACUGACAUUUCACGUAUUCCCCACAGAUGAAAACAUCAAAAGAGAAUGGGUAUUAGCAAUGAAAAGACUUGAUGUGAAUGCAGCAGGCAUUUGGGAGCCUAAAAAAGGAGAUGUAUUGUGUUCGAGGCACUUUAAGAAGACAGAUUUUGAUAGAAGUGCCCCAAAUAUUAAACUGAAACCUGGAGUCAUACCUUCUAUCUUUGAUUCCCCAUAUCACUUACAGGGGAAAAGAGAAAAGCUUCACUGUAGGAAAAACUUCACCCUCAAAACCCUUCCAGUCACAAACCACAAUCACCAGCUCGUUGGUACUUCCUCGUGUAUUGAAGAAUUCCAAUCCCAGUUCAUUUUUGAACAUAGCUACAGUGUAAUGGACAGUCCAAAGAAACUGAAGCAUAAAUUAGAUCAUGUGAUCAGCGAGCUAGAGGAUGCCAAGGAAAGUCUACGGAAUGUUUUAGAGCGAGAACAACGUUUCCAAAAAUCAUUGAGGAAGACAAUCAGGGAAUUAAAGGAUGAAUGUCUGAUCAGCCAAGAAACAGCAAAGAGACUGGAUGCUUUCUGUUGGGAGUGUUGUCAGGAGAGCAUAGAACAAAACUAUAUUUUAUAAAAUAAUUUCAUGUCAUGUUCUACCUAAAAUUGACAUUGGUACAGCUUUUUAGAAAAUAAUUCUCCCUUACCAUUGCUAAAUAAUAUCUGUCAUUUUAAGUGCUUCUUGGAAUCCUCUGGAGCAUUAUGCAUUGUAGUUGCCAUCCAAAGAUUUUUCUGCAGAUGUGCAGACAUUUGUGGCAAUUAUCAUGUUUUGGGGUGGCUUGUGACAAUUAUGUUUUUAUAGACCUAUGCUACUACCAGGUCACUAUUGUAAGAUGUUAAGAUCUCAAGAAGAUUCCACAGGACUAAAGAAAUGAUAUAAAAAUAGCCACAUUAAGCUAUAUUAGAAGGAGCAUCAGAUUUUUGGCUUCAAAGGAGUACCUACACUUAUAUGUGCUUUAUGGUAAGUAUGUUGAAUUUUACUGUAAAUUUAUUUUACUGUAAAACAGAAUUCAUCUAUAACACAUAUCCAUCUUGGAUCCAAUCCAAGGUACUUUAGUUAUCAAUAAUACCUAGUGGUCUUUUCAAAGCAUCCCAUAGUAUUGACCCUGAGAAUAACACAUGAUGAAGAUCUGUUGGCUUUUCAAAUUGUUCAGAGCCAGCUUAAGAAGAUUCCUCAUAGGUCUCAGUUUUUCAUUACAGUGCAUCAUUCCUCCUCACUAGGAGCACUUUGAUGUAAACCAGAAUAGAUUUCAAAACAAAAAAAAAGGGUCAUAAAUCUGAUUUUUAAAUGGUUGGUUGCUCUGACAGGUCUGAACAUUUUGCUUCAUGAUUAUCAUUUCAUUAUAAAGGUCUGUCUUCAAAAUCUGAAUGCUAGGACUAGCUGAAUAUUUUUAAUGCGGCUUUGUGUUUUAUGGAAAGUAAUAUUGCUGGCAUUUUUAAAAAUAUAAAAUAUAGAAGAAACCAUUAAAAAUUAAUAAUUGUGGCUUUUUCAGUUGAAAUAGGAAUUGGAGAAAGAAUCAGAAAAUUUUUCUUUACUUAGGAGAGUAGAUUAUUAUCUAAGGGCUUUUAUUUAGAGAAAGACAACUGAAAUGAGUCAUAAAUACUGUGGAUUUAGCCAAAGCCACACUCUACAUAGAAGCACCUGUACAUAUUAUGAACCUCAUUCAGAAGUCCAUGCUAUAAUAGUUAGAAUUUGAGUAUCAAUUAUUUCAUUGUAUUAACAAGAAAUGAAUUGCAUUUUGUGCUAAUCUGUUCAUUGUACCUUUAUUUGUGUUACGUUAAUAUCAGUAAGGAUAUGGUGACUUGAAUUUUUUUGUAUUUAAGAAUUUUCAAUGUUUCAGUGCAUGUUAUAUUUUUAUGUAGGAUUCUAAACCUUCUAUCUCAAUGGGAUGUUACCCACCAGUAUUAUGCUAAGAGAAAAUCACUGAGGCCAUAUCUUUUUACUACCUUAAAAAAACAAAAACACCCUUUCAUUAGCUACCUGUUGUUUUAGUUAUGUAAUUUUGAAUUCAUAAUGAAUACGUUAAUGGAAAGUUUGGGUAUGAACUUAGGUUUUAUAGAGAAAUUUUGAUAAAGAUGAAGACUUUUUCCCUUUUUCCCUCACCCUAUUUGUGAGUGUAUAAAUUAAAGUAAGCCAAUGGACAGUGGAGAAAAGAAAGAGGAUAGAUCCAAACAUGGUAUGUCUAAAUUCUAACACUCUGUUGGCUGCUUAGAAUAAAUCAAGGCUGGAAGAUCUUCCCAAAAGUAAAAUCCCACAUUCUGCCACUAUCACAAUUGCCACAGUCACUUUUACUACUUGUAUUCAUAGUGAACUCAGUCCUUGUUGUCUUUCUCAUUGGAUCUAGUAUCGCUGAGAAAUAAGUAACUGUGGGCAAAAUAUUGGUAUCAUUAAGGACCCGGAGCUGCCCAUUUGCUCUUUGUUCUUAUGGAGAAAUGGUUACCAAUAGAAAUCUGACAUAAAAAAUAGGGUCCUCCCCACCCGCAGUCCCAGACAAAGGCCUGAACACAGUAUAUACCUCAGUUGUCUGUUCCCAGCGAUUCCAGCCUACCCCAGGAAAGAACUGUCCUGUAUAAAGCAAAGCCAAGUCAUCUCUCCCACCCAGAAAUUCCUCUGGCAGCCAAGGCUGACCUAAAGGUUCCACUCUGCUUUAAAGGAGUGGCUUCUGGAUCGUGGAACACACUGAUACACCAAGUUCAACCUCAGCACCAAGUCAGGUACGAAGGACUUGUCAUGUAGCAUUUUCUCCAUAUCAAGUUUAAAUUUCUGGAAAUGAACUUUGUUUGCUAAAGAUAAUUACAGUUAUACCAUAGUCUUUAAUUUGUGAAAAGUUGAAAUGUAUUGAAUAUUUAUUUAGUUUUAAUAAAAAGAUAAAAUUAUUACAGAAAUAAUUGAGGGAUAAAAGAAAGUCCAUUAUUUAUUUGAAAAAUAAAAUAUUUUCUC
Molecule: messenger RNA, 3254 nt
Organism: Lemur catta (Ring-tailed lemur)
Lineage: Eukaryota; Metazoa; Chordata; Mammalia; Primates; Lemuridae
Gene: THAP6
Product: THAP domain containing 6
Exons: 5
Coding region: 222-890 (222 amino acids)
Source: RefSeq, a predicted model, not a curated record